Dendronephthya gigantea is the source of this 2703-nucleotide messenger RNA. Its product is annotated as coiled-coil domain-containing protein 89-like. The transcript is spliced from 4 exons. Bases 288 to 1262 code for a protein of 324 amino acids. The record is from RefSeq and is a predicted model, not a curated record. NCBI's taxonomy places the organism in Eukaryota, Metazoa, Cnidaria, Anthozoa, Malacalcyonacea, Nephtheidae.
AAUUUUCAACAAAUCCAGUGUUUACCGAAUUAUUGUUAUCGACUAAUUCUUACACAUUCGUUGAAUUUAAAUCUUCGUAUUUUGAACCUAAAAAAGCGCCAUAUAGAUUCUCUCAACGUUGCAUCGGUAGAUGUCUCACGUGAUUUUUAAUAAUGAAAGACAUUGUUGCUAUAUAUAUUUUGUCGUUUGCCAGAGUCUGAAUACUGAGAAAUUCCGCAAAAGGCAAAACCAUAUCGCGUUAUCCGGCAUCGAAAAUUUAACGUCAUAUUCAGAGUAAAGUGUUCUUAAUGGCAUUACCUCGAUUACAGGCAACUCUACACGGUGCAGAACUGCCAGGUAAUCUUGAUCAUUCAAUGGUAGAAGUUAAUGAAGAAAAAAAUAGGCCUUCUUAUGCACAGCUGCGAAGAAUAGAAGUACGUGGUGUGCUCAAUAGGGAUCGUACGGCGUUAGCAGCAGCAUUGGCCAUGCAAAAUGAAGAUUUGACAGACGAAAAUGCUUCGCUGCGUGAAAAGGUUCGAAAAAUGAAAGAUGCCUUAGCGAACUCGAAGCUGGAGACAGCUGAUAUGUCCGAGCAAUUUGGUGAACUGGCAAAAAGUUGGAAGGAAAUGAUGAGGCAGAUGAAAUCGGAUCACGAUGAAAGUAGAAAUGAAUACGAAAUAAGAAUAGAAGCGUUAGAAAAAGCAAAUGAAAGGCUGAUGAUGGAAAACGCGGAAAUGAAAAGAGUCAUUGCAAACUUCGAAAGACUCCAGACAGAGCUCAAGGAGGCGAACGAUAAGCUGAUCAGAGACAACGAAGAGACGAAGAAGAUUGUCGCCGACCUGAGAGAAAAGCAUCUGCAAUCCGAAGAAGAAAGAGUUAAAUUAUUGGUUGGUCAAAUUGCGUUCAAGUUGGAAUCGCUUGUAUCAAAAUAUGUCUUUCCUGGCACCGAUAGGGCAAGUAAGAGGGCUCGGUAUAAUUUGCAACUGAAAACGUUGCAAGGGAAGAUAGAAAAAAUGAGAGAUGAAGAAGGUGUCAAAGAGCAAGCAACCGCACGACUAAGUGAUCUUGAUAAGGAAAUGUUUGAAAGUUGGUUUUUGGAUAUGGUGGACGACCUGACGCAAAGUCGAUUGUACCUGGCGCAUCCAGAGCUUGGAAGUUACCAAGAGAUGGAAAACGCCAUUAAUGAUUACUGUGAGGAUGGAGAAGAACGCGAGGAUAAAUUGAAAGCAUUGAAGCAUCUUCAAACCAUGUACGGAAAGCUGAAACUACCUUUUGGCCAAUAGGCCAAUAGAUUUAUGUUUAAUUCUUUAAUAAUGCAUGUAUGCAUAAGCUAACUUCAUACUAUGAUGCACCAAAUUUUGCAACGUAAUUGUUAAUUUGAUGAUUGGAAUAACUUACGUCAACUAGGCUAUAUAUACAUUUAUCAAGCAGUGCGAUUGACUGAACUGACAGAAAAUGAAAAGCUUGAAAGUUCCUAAGAAAUCGACUGCUGUUUUGCGAAUUUAAAAGAUCUUCUAAAUUACAUGGAAUUGUAUUUCAGGGAUCGUGGGAGCAUGGACAUUAAGUAAUCCGGACGUAUUAGACGUUUUUAUUGACUCUCCGUUCAAAUUGCUCAAUUUAUUGUAUUUAUAUGUGCACCGCUGCGGAUUUAGAUUUCGUAUUUCAUUUAACUUAAUUUUCAUUUCAUUUAAAUUUAUUAAAUCACGGUAGACUAUCAAUAUACAUUGUUUUUCAUAGAGCCGUGAGCGUGAGCUUAUAUGUACAUGUAGCAUUUACAAAUGAUAUAGCUAAAAAAAUUAAUUACUUAUUCCAGACCUUUGCGCCUUUGUAACUAAAACUCUUUAUCGUAGCAAUUGCGUUAGGUUUUGAAAGCCUCAUACGCUUACUUCGUAGAUUAGAAUUUUCAUUAUUUCAUAUUUCAAAUAAAUCAGAACUUACUUCAGGACUCCCCCCUUUAAUAAUUUUACUCAUGUAACCUUACUUUGUUUACUCAUGUAAUUUAGACCAUCGUCUUACUUCUAAGGUUUUCCAUCCUAAAUUUUCAAGUAGCUACUUGUUUUGACCGGAUCUCAUAAAUAUUUUCCGACGGUUAUGAUUCUUGCUGCCCUGUUUUGAAGUUUCUGCAAAUUCGUUUUAAACAUUAGCGAACAAUUGGUUAUUGUUCCAUGCAAGGCAAGAAUAAUCAAAAUAAUCAAGAUUUGGAGUGUAUCUAAUCGAACAAAUGAUUUGCAUAAUCUUUGUGCUCCUAUUCCUUUCCAGGUUUUUCGCUAGACCAUAUAACCAUAUAAAAACAAUUAGCGAAAAAGCCUGGAAAGGAAUGAGAUGGUACAUGCAUGGCUUUUUUCAGGCCUUCUGUAAGCCAAGGUGCAUAUUCACUUCUAACUCUCCCAGGCAUUAAAUAUUAUAAUAUUCAGCCUGCUAGUAGUUUAGGGAAAUCUAGUUAAAAAACUAUUUCGGAAAAUCAAGGUGUCAAACUAAGGUGUGCAUGUAUUUAAUUAUAUACUGUGGAAAAAAGACAAAAUGCUGAUUUAGAGGGAACAAAAUGGUUUAUUUAUAUCUUUCUCGGGCUGUUUGGAUUAAUAAAUUGCCAAAAACAGUUCGGAAUUAGGGACGAAGCUAGUCGAAGCUUAAUUCAAGUGCUAUUGCAGAACAUCUCACUACAUGUGAACAUGGCAAACACAUUCCUGAUUUGCAUGUAUAUAUAAAUGGGGGUAAUCUCGGAAG